Molecule: messenger RNA, 6080 nt
Organism: Pecten maximus
Lineage: Eukaryota; Metazoa; Mollusca; Bivalvia; Pectinida; Pectinidae
Product: vacuolar protein sorting-associated protein 26B-like
Exons: 9
Coding region: 59-1072 (337 amino acids)
Biological process (GO): retrograde transport, endosome to Golgi; intracellular protein transport
Cellular component (GO): endosome; retromer complex
Source: RefSeq, a predicted model, not a curated record
CCGCGAGAUCUCGACGCCAUAUUUGAUGUACUAGCCGAAAAGGAGGAGGGACCCAAAGAUGAGUUUCUUUGGAUUUGGCCAGAGUGCCGACAUCGACAUUGUCUUGGAUGGUCAAGAGUCACGAAAAACUGCAGAAAUCAAAACAGAAGAUGGUAAAAAAGAAAGACAUUAUUUGUAUUAUGAUGGGGAGACUGUAUCUGGUAAGGUGAAUGUUACCCUUAAGAAAGCCGGAAGCAAGUUGGAGCAUCAGGGUAUCAAAAUAGAGUUUAUUGGUCAGAUUGAGUUGUAUUAUGACCGAGGGAAUCACCACGAGUUUACAUCCCUAGUGAAGGAAUUGGCACGGCCAGGUGAUCUGACCAGUAGCACUACCUACCCUUUUGAAUUUUUACAAGUAGAAAAACCAUAUGAAUCUUACACUGGUGCUAAUGUAAGAUUACGGUACUUUCUACGAGUAACGAUAGUUAAAAGGUUAAGUGACACAGUAAAGGAACAGGACAUCAUAGUACACACAUUAUCACAGUACCCAGAGAUGAACAGCAGUAUAAAGAUGGAGGUCGGCAUUGAGGACUGCUUACAUAUAGAAUUUGAAUACAACAAAUCUAAGUAUCAUUUAAAAGAUGUAAUAGUUGGAAAGAUAUACUUCUUGCUAGUUCGAAUAAAAAUCAAGCACAUGGAAAUACAGAUUAUCAAGCGUGAAAGCACUGGCACAGGCCCAAACACAUACAAUGAAAAUGAAACUAUAGCCAAGUAUGAAAUCAUGGAUGGAGCCCCAGUGAAAGGAGAAUCUAUACCUAUUAGGCUGUUUCUGAGUGGAUACGAGUCAACUCCCACUAUGCGGGAUAUCAACAAGAAGUUCUCUGUACGGUACUAUCUAAACCUUGUGUUGGUUGACGAGGAAGAGAGACGGUACUUCAAACAACAGGAAAUCACAAUAUUUCGCCGAGCUGACAAGGGAAGGAAAGGUGCAAUGGGUUACCUACAACACAAGUCGAAUAAUGUUCCACCAGGCAUGACGCCCACAACUCAGACUGUGGUAGGUGAGGGCAAGGGGUCAGAAACCCCGCAGGAAUAACGCCCUUUUGUCCUCGCCCAAUCAUCUCAUUGUGUUUAGGACCUUGCCUGGCUGUAGCCAUUGAGAUAGUGUUGUGGCCUGUUUCAUCGUUGACUAGUUUAUGUCCAGUGACUGACCGGUGGUCAUUCGCCAUACCCAUGCCUCAAGGAACUCCUGCUAGUCUUGUCAGAAGGAAAGAGUCACUCUCUUAUGGUCAUCGUCAUCAGACUGUUAUUUCUUUAAUGAUAGCUUUGCAGUACAGAAUUUAGCUCCAACAUGGAAAAUGGAAAAAAAUGAAUAAAAAUCAUUGUCAAUCAAGUUUUUUUUAGAUCCAGUGAUAAAAAUCUGAAGAAAUCAUUACUAUAGAGGUUUGUUGAUAUUACAGAACCUGUUAAGAACACAAAGACUUUCAAUUUGUUUCUUUUGAAGAUUUCAUAUUUGCACAAUUAAGACUUAUCUAUUAUCUAUUAUGGUCACUCUGCAGCAGAAAUGACCAGCUACCGUAGAAAUAUUGGUCAAAAAUUCAUGUUUAUGAAAGUUUAAAUACAAUAAUAAUCAUAUGCUUCUUUUUUUUAAAAGUUCAUGAUUUUCAAUUGCAAAAAUGAAUUUAACCGUCUAUCUACCUUUUUAAUGAAAUUUGUUGAAGAGGGGAGAUAAUCCUGUGGAGGUGUGACUAUUAUCUAGUGGGAUGUUUUAAUUAACACUUAAUUAGGGUGUGGUCCUAGUCAUAGAUUGUUGUGUAGUGUCAGCCUCAGGUGUGCGAUUCAUAGGUACAGACACAACACAUUUUAAGGUUAUUGCUAGAAAGCUUGGGUUUCUCAAUUGUUCCGUAGCUUUAGAUACGAUGUUUCGAGACACCGAAGCCAGCAAAAUCGUCUAAUUAUAUAAAUUGUUAAUCUGUGCAACAUACAGUGAAAAUUGUAUUCUAAAUGAUUCUAUUCUCCAUGUAAACAUGAUCAUUACCACCUGAUGCAAUCAGGCUGGGAUUGUAGUUUGGGAAACUAGUAAAUGUUGAUACAAUAUUAAAUUCUAAAUACAACACUUUUUACUGUAUGUUGUUGAAAUGUAAAACACAAUCACACAUUAGGCUGUCCAUCCUUGUGAUAUAACAAUAACAAGUCAAAGUGCUAUGGUAACCACAGCUUGCUAUAUAAAUAUGAGUGUACAGAUGUAUUAUAUGUAGAUAUACUGUUUUUUUGAUAGAUAUGUUUUUCAAUCAUAUUUAAUAAUAUAUCUCUUCACCUAUAAAGUCCUUAACUUUAACUGUAUGCAACACUUUAGCACUGGUUGACAAACCACAAAAUUUGUAUGCCGACAUCCGUUAACAUGAAUGGUGGUGCCAUCAUCGACGACAUGUAAUGUUUGUGAUUUGCCAACCAGUGUUGCAGUCUUACAGUUAAUCUGAAAGGAUCUAUCAUUGACCAACUUGUUCUGAACAUAGAUUGAUUUUACACUGACAUAAUAUAUGUUCUUAUGAGAUAGUUAUCAUACUUAUCUGUUGAUAAGCCGAUGUCUGGUAAUAAGCCCACCCAUAUCGAUUGCAUUUUAGUAGAAAUGCAAAACUAAUUUUACUUGAGGAUUGUGUUAUUAACACCUAUCCUCCCCCUCUCCCUCCCUCCUGUGUUAAUAAGUGGAUAAAUCCAGUAUUGGGUAUUAAACAUGGUUCUACAAUAACGUUGUCAAUAUUGAUUUUGACACUGCCUAGUCCACAAUUAGCCUACCUAAAAAUGUUAACUUUGUGUGUAUGUUAUAUUUAUAAAUAAGUACAAGUGCAUUAUGGCUAUACAGUACAGGGGGAAAUGAACAAAAAUUAAUGAAAUUGUUAGGUCCAAUUACAUAAUGGUCUCAUCCCUAUCGACUUGAUAGGUAUGGAUUUAGAAUAAGAAAUCAGUUUUAAAAUUUUUAAGACCGUGUUAUGGGAACCAUAUUAUUUCCAUGAAAUAGAUAUAAAAAGACUUUUUCCUUCAACCUUUUUUUUUUAUAUUUCAGUGUCUUUCAUAUAUUUGAUGUGUUAGAGUCGGUCUCUAUUUCUGCUUAUUUCUAAAUUGAUCUUUUAUAGGGGCUGUCUAGAGUGUAAAAUUCAUGUUAGUAAAAUCAAUUUGCAACAGCUGUUAACUGAAUAAAUGCAGUAGAGAAUGGAUAAUUAUGUAAGGAAAUAUAAUUGAUUUGUUUGAAAGAAUGGUGAAUAGAUAUUUCCUGUGUGAUAUUAAUUCUCCUUUUUGUAAGUUAAAAUGUACCCCCUAGAAAACCUCUGUUUACAAGUUCAAUGUCUAUGAAUACCAUGUGUAUAUGUCAUAAUGUGAUUGUGCAAUACAUUAGUGUUUAAUUAACAGUGAAGACUUCCUAUAAUUUAUACAUAAUUUAUAUUUUGUUGAUAGAUUUUCCUUUCCAAGGCAAAAUUUUCAAAAAUGAUUAUAGAAUUUCCAUACCUUUGCCUGUGUCAUCACACUUCAUAACUUUAAAUAUGUAGAUGUUUUUAAGAUUUCAUGUCUCAGUGUGAACGAUUUAGUACGGCAAGGGGCAAUUGGGAGGGCAGAGCAUAAAACUGGUCUGAAUGCUUCUGGUUUUACCAUAACCCUCUGUUGUUUGUGUUGCUUAGAAAGCUCAACAAAUUGAGAGGAUAUAAUAAAUGAUCGCUCCAUAACUUGUUAUAGAAAGAAAUAGCUUUUAGAUGUUUACAGUGGCGGUAAACAUCAUUUUAUUACUGUAUGAAUGUUUACAUAUUCAAGGCCAGUAAUGGCUGUUGUGAGGAUGUAUGAGAUUUUGUUCUCAUAUCAAUAAAUUAUCCAGUACAUGUACGUGACAUUAUUACACUGAUGUUGUGAUCCAUACAUUUGCUGUAUAAAUCUCAAUUAACUAAAUCUGCCAAGUUUAGGAAGAGAGUAUCUAUUUGGAUGGCAGUAUGCUGCAAAAUGGGUUUUUAUACCUUUUGUAUAUGCAGAUCUAGAGUAAAAGCUGUAUAAUCACAAAAUUGAUCAGGGCCUUCAAAUACUGUUGUUUAAAUAUGUUUUGGCUUAUAUCCAUAAUGUUUAAAUCUGCCUUGGCUUAUAUUCAUCAUGUUUAAAAUUGUCUUGGCUUAUAUUCACAAUGUUUAAAUUUUUCUGGGCUUAUAUUCAUAAUGUUUAAAAUCUGUCUGGGUUUAUAUUCAUAAUGUUUAAAAUUGUCUGGCAUAUAUUCAUAAUGUUAAAAUUUUUCUGGGCAUAUAUUCAUAAUGUUAAAAUCUGUCUGGGCUUAUGUUCACAAUGUUUAAAACUGUCUGGGCUUAUAUUCACAAUGUUUUAAACUGUCUGAGCUUAUAUCCACAAUGUUUAAAAUUGUGUGAGCUUAUAUUCAUAAUGUUUAAAAUUGUCUGGGUUUAUAUUCACAAUGUUUAAAAUCUGUCUUGGCUUAUAUUCACAGUUUGUCUGGUCUUAUAUCAUACACUCUACAGUUACGACUGUUUGCUCCGAGUAUUCCUGGGAUUGACAAGGAAAUUUUAUCAUAUGCUUCACUCUAUACAGAGUUGUGGCCCUUUGUUCAUUUCUGAUAUACCAAAGUUUGGCAGAAAAUGGAGAAUCAGUAGGUAAUUACAGAAGGUUAGGUUGGACAUUCUUGAUGUUAUUUGUGUGAAUGUAUAUUGUCGUGGGUUCCUGUUACAUUUUAAUAUAAGAACCUAAAAUGUAUAACCUGCCAAAUAUGCUAUUUUGGUUGUUUAUAAUUGAUAGGCUGCUUCUAAAUGUAAAAGAAUCCUAUGAUUCAUUUGUAAAUAAAUAUUUGUUUGAUGUAAUUUAUACUGUAGUCUUCUGAGCUAUUACAACUGUGGCUGAAACCAGAAACUUCCACAAGUGAUUUAACCAAUGUAUAAAAUAUGAACUCUUUAACCUUUGACCUAUUGGCUCUAGCCAAUCAGGGAUCAUUAAUGUGUGUACAUGGAUGCUGAUUGAUAGAUAUGUUUGCCAGUGCUGUAUGAAAUUUGCUCAUGGUAGAUGAUUCCUGUAGCUUUCCAUCAUUAGUCUACUCUAGCUGUGAGGUUCUUGAUUCACUUUUAAAAUGCUACAAAAUAAAAAUGUAAAUAUGUAUCUUUAUUUUUCCCUCUUCUAAUAUUUAAGCGAAAAAUCUUUUAGUAAUGAUAGGUAGUAUGAAGCAGGCUGGUAGCAUUAUAAGAGUGUGAGAGUGGAUUAGUGAGAAUAAGAUGUUUACCAGGCUGUGUACGAUAGCCAAGGUGAGAAUGAGUAGUUUACACUUGUAUUUUAUUGCUGUAAAUGUGUUAGCAAUAAUCCAGAGUUGAUAUGUGAUGAACUCAUAGUAAUAGAUGUCACCUCUACUUCAGAUUGUUUACUCUUGUAUUGUUUGUGUCACAUUGUUUUGUGUAUGAGUACAUAUUAUAUACGUAGGUGUAUUAUAUUGUUCUCCGACUACUCAUUAAUUGAUUCAUUGUUUAGUGAAGACACUUAAAUUCCAAAGCUUUUUCAGUGUUAUUUAUCACUGUAUUUGGGUACAAUUCUGGCUGCUUCUGCUGAUCACAAAUAUUAUCUAUAUGAUCAUGGUGAUGUAUUUGGGUUUAAAACUUCUAAAGUUUUUCAACAUUUACAUUAGCAUCUCACUAGUGUAGAAUUUAGUGAUUUGGAUGCUGAAACUACAUCAAGGAACUGCAACACUUUUGUCUGAUAUUUCCAUUAAAAUAGUAAAAGUUGUUGCUGGGGAAAUAUCGAGAGCAAUGACACAUCUAUUGCUAAAAUUUAGGAAGUACAGAAGUGUGAUCUGUCGCCCAUAAUGUUUACAUAAGAAAAUUACUUGAAAAUUACAAAAUAAAACCACUUAAAUCAAGAAAAUGAAAUUACAAAAUGUAUUUUAAAAUGUAGUAACUCCAGUUUUGAAAAACCAGAAUAUAUGUUGAGACUUGUGUCUGGUGUGUGUGAUGACGGAUGUGUAUGUUUAGUAGUUGCCUACUACUAUUGAUUUAUUAUGUUAGUAUAUCAAGAGAAAUUGUACUCUUCAGUUUGUGAUAAAGGUUUGCAACAUAACAAAAUAAAUGAAAACAUAAAAUUAA